Molecule: messenger RNA, 2901 nt
Organism: Branchiostoma floridae (Florida lancelet)
Lineage: Eukaryota; Metazoa; Chordata; Leptocardii; Amphioxiformes; Branchiostomatidae
Product: CUB and sushi domain-containing protein 1-like
Exons: 19
Coding region: 1-2901 (966 amino acids)
Source: RefSeq, a predicted model, not a curated record
AUGGCUGACCCUGGACUAUGUCCCACACUGACAUCCCCUACAAACGGCGCCGUGAGUGGUUCCAACUCCCUCGGAGACGUGGCCACCUUCACGUGUGACUCAGGAUACAACCUAGUUGGCGGUUCUACACGAACAUGUCAGGCGGACUUGUCUUGGAGUGGAAGCUCACCAACAUGUACAGCUGUCCAGUGUCCCGUACUGACAGCCCCAACAAACGGCGGCGUGAGCGGCGGGAACUCCUACGGAGACGUGGCCACCUUCACGUGUGACUCAGGUUACAGCCUGUCUGGCUCAGCGACACUUACCUGUCAGGCGGACACCACUUGGGAUGGAGCUUCGCCAACUUGUGCAGCUGGACUGUGUCCCACACUGACACCCCCUACAAACGGUGCGGUGAGCGGUUCCAACUCCCUCGGAGACGUGGCCACCUUCACGUGUAACUCAGGAUACAACCUAGUUGGCGGUUCUACACGAACAUGUCAGGCGGACUUGUCCUGGAGUGGGACCUCACCAACAUGUACAGCUGUCCAGUGUCCCGUACUGACAGCCCCAACAAACGGUGGCGUGAGCGGCGGGAACUCCUACGGAGACGUGGCCACCUUCACGUGUGACUCAGCGGGACAGUGUCCAGCUCCAUCAUCUCCAACAAACGGUUUUGUGUCCGGAACCAACUCUCUGGGAGACACGAUCACAUUCACGUGUAACACAGGAUACAACAUGGCGGGCUCUUCUACACUUACGUCUGUCCAGUGCCCCGUACUGACAGCCCCAACAAACGGUGGCGUGAGCGGCGGGAACUCCUACGGAGACGUGGCCACCUUCACGUGUGACUCAGUUGGACAGUGUCCCGCACCAACAUCUCCUACCAACGGUGGUGUGACUGGAACCUACUCCUUCGGGGACACAAUCACCUUCACGUGUAACACAGGGUACAACAUGGCGGGCUCAUCUACACUUACCUGUCAGUCAGACCUAACUUGGAACGGGAGCCCCUCAACAUGCACAAUCGUACAGUGCUCAGCACAAAGCUCCCCAACGAACGGCGGCGUGAGCGGCGGGAACUCCUACGGAGACGUGGCCACCUUCACGUGUAACACGGGUUACCACAUGGUGGGCACUUCUGCACUAAGCUGUCAGGCUGACGGGACUUGGACCGGAACUGCACCAACAUGCUUAAUUGUACAAUGCCCGGUGCAAACAGCUCCAGACAACGGUGGCAUGAGUGGUACUAACAACUAUCAGGAUGUCGUGCAGUUCACCUGUAACUCCGGGUACGACAUGACAGGUGCUGCAAGUACCACUUGCCAAGCAGACGGCACGUGGAGCAACAGCGCCCCCACUUGUGGAGCUGUGCAGUGCCCGCUUCUGACAGCCCCUACAAACGGUGCGAUGACUGGAUCGAAUUUCUACCAAGACGUGGUCCAGUUCACGUGUAAUUCUGGAUACGAACUUGUAGGACGUUCUUCAUUAACAUGUCAAGCUGACGCCACAUGGGAUGGCACCGUCCCAACAUGUUCACCGGUGGAGUGCCCGCUGCUACCAGCCCCUACAAACGGUGCGAAAACUGGGUCCAAUUUCUACCAAGACGUUCUGCAGUUCACGUGUAAUUCUGGAUACGAACUUGUAGGACGUUCUUCACUAACAUGUCAAGCUACCGCCACAUGGGAUGGCACCGCCCCAACAUGUCCACCCGUGGAGUGCCCGCUACUGGCAGCCCCUGCAAACGGUGCGAAAACUGGAUCUAAUUUCUACCAAGACGUGGUGCAGUUCACGUGUAAUUCUGGAUACAAACUUGUAGGACGUUCUUCAUUGACGUGCCAAGCUGACGCUACAUGGGAUGGCACCGUACCGACAUGCCCACCCAAGGAGUGUCCUCUACUGGCAGCCCCUACAAACGGUGCGAAAACUGGAACCAAUUUCUACCAAGACGUUUUGCAGUUCACGUGUAAUUCGGGAUACAAACUUGUAGGACGAUCUUCAUUACAAUGCCAAGCUGAUGCCACAUGGGAUGGCACCGCUCCAACAUGUCCACCCGUGGAAUGCCCUCUGCUGACAGCCCCUGUAAACGGUGCAAAAACAGGAACCAAUUUCUACCAAGACGUGGUGCAGUUCACGUGUAAUUCUGGAUACAGACUUGUAGGACGAUCUUCAUUAACAUGUCAGGCUGACGCCACUUGGGAUGGCGCCGCUCCGACAUGUCCGCCUGUGGAGUGCCCGAUGCUGACAGCUCCAGUGAACGGUGCAAUGACUGGAUCUAAUUUCUAUCAGGACAUGGUGAUAUUCUCAUGUGUUCUCGGGUACGAGCUGGAGGGCAGUGCCACCUUAGCGUGUCAAGUUGAUGCCACGUGGAGCGGAUCUGUCCCAACAUGCACACGCGUACAGUGCCCACUACUGCCAGCUCCUACAGACGGUGAAAAGACUGGAUCAUCCUAUUUCUAUCAGGACGUGGUGGGGUUCUCUUGUGAUACUGGAUACGAAAUGGAUGGAAGUUCUUCUUUAACAUGCCAAGCUGACAAGACAUGGACUGCAGACUCUCCAACAUGCAAUCGUGUGAAGUGCCCAGUGUUGGUAGCUCCAGAAAACGGCGCAAAGGAAGGAUCAAAUUCUUACCAAAACGUGGUGCAGUUCACGUGUUAUUUCGGAUACGACCUUGUAGGGAGUUCUUCUUCAACAUGCCAAGCUGAUAGAACAUGGACUACUACCGUUCCGACAUGCACACGAGUCCAGUGCCCAUUGCUCACAGCUCCCACAGACGGUACUAUGACAGGCGGUAAUUUUUUCCAGGACAUCGCACGGUUUACGUGUAACUCAGGGUACGACCGUGUCGGGACAGCUAGCUUGACCUGUCAAGCUGACCGCACGUGGGAUUGGAUAUCUCCAACAUGUUCACGUGAGUUAUAA